AUGAUUAAUGACUCUGCUAAAAUCGACGGCGAUUAUCUUGGCCAGAAUGGCUAUACCGCCGCACAGAACGAGUCAGGAGAGAACCGCCCCAAGUUUACCCUGAAAGACACUCCUGUCGAAAAUCAAAGACCCAUGAGGGUUGUGAUCAUCGGAGCUGGCUUCUCAGGUAUCUAUUCAACUAUUCGAAUGACGCAGAGACUGAGGAAUAUUGAUCUUACGGUCUAUGAGAUGAAUGAAGAAACGUCUGGAGUCUGGUGGUUGAAUCGCUACCCUGGCCUGGCCUGUGAUAUCCCAUCGUACUCUUACCAGUUCAGCUUCGCACCCAACCCCUAUUGGUCCUCACUUUACGCCCCAGGCGCAGAAAUCCGUGCAUAUAUGCAAGAUGUCGCCGAGAGAUAUGGUGCCAACCGCUUCAUCAAGACUUCUCAUCAAGUCACUUCAGCGACUUGGGACUCGGAGAACAAGGUUUGGAGACUUAUUGUAAAGAACGUCAAGACCGGAGAGACAUUUGAAGAUACUGCCAACAUCCUCGUCUCUGCCAAAGGUGGUCUAAAUCAGAUAGCUUGGCCGGAGAUCAAAGGGCUGAAGCAAUUCGCGGGUAAGCUCAUGCACUCUGGUGCUUGGGAUGAGAGUUGUGACUUGAGAAACAAACGCGUGGGAGUCAUUGGCAAUGGAUCGAGCGCCAUUCAAAUCGUUCCAGCCAUCCAGAAACUUCAGGGUAUCUCGGUCACUUGUUUCGCUCGAUCGCCGACCUGGAUCAUUCCUGCAUUCGGCGACUCAGCUAUGCAGAAAUUAGGAAUGGAUCCUUCGGAGACCAAGUUUUCGCGCCGUCAUCAAGAACAGCUCGCAAGGCAGCCAGAAAAGUUCUAUAGGUGGCGAAAGACACUCGAAGAUGAGGCUGCAACAAUCUAUCCUUUGACCUUGAUGGGAACUGAUAUUCAGAAUGGCGCUAGAGAGCUCUUCAGGAAGCAAAUGGAAGAGAAACUACAAGGCAGAAAAGACCUCCAGCAGAUUAUCCCAAAGUUUGCCCCUGGUUGUCGCCGUUUGACUCCGGGCCCUGGAUAUCUCAAUGCGCUCCAACAGGAAAACGUGACCUUCAUCAGCCAAAAGAUUGAGGAGAUCACGGAACGAGGAAUCAAAGUCGCCUCCGGGGAAGAGGUCCAACUCGAUGUUUUGGUAUGUGCAACUGGCUACGACGUCGAAGCGCCGCCUACAUUCGAAAUACUAGGCAGAAAUGGAAAGACGCUCACCGAAAAGUGGAAACCUCACUUUGAGUCCUAUAUCUCACUCGCAGUGGACGGAUUCCCCAACUUCUUCCUCAUCGGCGGUCCCAACUGCGGUCUCGGCUCAGGCAGCUUACUCAGCGUCUUCGAAGCACAGGGCGACUACAUCGUCAAGGCGAUCCGCAAGCUUCAGAAGGAAGAUUACGCUACCAUGGAGGCCAAGCCCGAGCGCGUGGCUGACUUCAGUCAGUACAUAGACGAGUACUUCAAAGGCACCGUGUACACGGAUGAGUGCUCAUCGUGGUAUCGCUCCGGUAGGCUUGGGUCACGUAUUGUAGCGCUGUGGCCUGGGUCUUCUGUACAGUGCCUUGAGGUGCUGAGGUCGCCGCGCUGGGAGGACUAUGAGUUUGAGAGUGCGGAUCCUACGGGGAAUUUGCUGCGGUGGAUGGGGAAUGGUUGGAGUCAGGUGUUGACUGAGGGCGAUCCGUCCUGGUUUCUGGAUCCUGAUGUUGUGGAUGCUCCAGACGAGGGGAAGCCUGAAGAGGGCGAGUUUUAUCGAAGGCGUCCGUUCUCGUAUUAA
Messenger RNA from Fusarium fujikuroi IMI 58289, 1803 nucleotides. Its product is annotated as monooxygenase-like protein. Gene Ontology annotation, molecular function: oxidoreductase activity. NCBI's taxonomy places the organism in Eukaryota, Fungi, Ascomycota, Sordariomycetes, Hypocreales, Nectriaceae. The transcript has 7 exons. The coding region runs from base 1 to 1803 and encodes 600 amino acids. The record is from RefSeq and is a predicted model, not a curated record.